Vitrella brassicaformis is the source of this 2754-nucleotide messenger RNA. The record is from the annotation of a GenBank genome assembly. NCBI's taxonomy places the organism in Eukaryota, Vitrellaceae.
AUGUGCAAUCGCGAGGACCUACUCUACUUCAGUGCCAAUGAAAUCUCAAGCCUCUCCUGCCCUACUGUGUGCGACGGUAUGUGGAAGAGAAGGCGAGCGCUGGCUACAGUGUCGGUAAAUGGAUUGGUUCUUAAUGCAGAAAGUACAACAUGGAACACGGAGGACCCGUAGAGUAUCAAUUUCUUGAAGUGCUGCGAGAUGAAGUACUGCAUCAAUUGAGUAUCCCCGAAAAGGUAAGAUACCUCAAGAUCAGAUAUCCAUUUUAUAUCUGUUGGGACUGCUGCAGCCUAUGUUGGCCGUUGACCUGACCGAUGUUCGUUUCGUUGAUGGCUUCGCUGAAGACUCGCUGCUUGCAAGCCUUGACGACCUUGUGGGGCAAAUCGGUUUCUCCCUGCAUCCGUCGAGAAGGUUCGUCUAGAAAUUUGAAAUUGAGGCCACAAGAUAGUGCAGCCUUAUUCACUGGCCUGUUUACCGUAGAUUCUUCCAAAUGAGAAGCGUUUGAACAGCGACUCGAGGGUUCGCGGAAUGGUGUUGCAGUUUGUCUACUUUGUUGCUGCUAUGGCUGUUCAGAGCAAGACGACCCAAGACAUGAAGCUAUACGACAUUGCCCGCCCGGGAGCUCGAGAUGGUGGAGAAGAAAUCACUGUUAGCAUCUCGGAGGACUUCAUUGAAAAAUUGCCAAGUCCUGAGCAAAAGAUGGCUCGAAAGCUUAUCCGUGAGACUCCGGAGCUGCGAUCACACAUCUUCGCCACCUGCGCCCCUGGCUAUAGCGCUUUGGAAUGGUGAAGUGCACGCAAAGUUCAACGAGGAUCCCUCGGCAGCUCAGCUGCAGCUUAUCCAAGAACUGGCUGUGAAUCUGCGCAAGCUCAACGAGAUCAAACCGGUGGCUCGAGACUUUCUCGCAGCCAUGCGUCAGCUCGGCUUUGAGUAACUCAGCAUCGAAGGGUCAACAGAAGCGAAUGUGCCCAUCUUCGACUUCCUGGAGGACCUGCUGGGAGAUUGGUACCCAAAAGGUGAAGAUGUGGCUGACGCCAUCACGAGUCAGCUGCAAGAGCUUCCGGUCGCAAUUUUUGGACAAGUUCUGAAACGCCUCGAGAGUGACAAACGUCUGGUGCCUUCUACCGUCAUUCUUCCGGCUGUCAGCGCUGAGCUCCGUCCUCGCGAGGGCUUGAUCAACAUGUGGGAGACUCUUGAAGACCAGCACUUCGAAACGAUGAUUGGGAAGAGCCCAUCGUCUUGCAGAAGACGUGACGGGGGCCUUCCAGCCGAGGAAGAAGAUGUCAAUGAGUUCAACAACACUUCCAUCAAGCCAUUGGCGGGCAGAAUCGUUUCGAGCACUUGGACGUGCGGAAACCGUGAAUUGGUGGUCGAGCCGUUACAUGGUGCAUCUCCACUGGCGUCUGGACCAAUGUCAACGGAGCUGAUUCACGUUGGCAGCGAGUCUCCCGUUGCAUCAAUCCCUGGAAGCUCUCCUCUGGGCUUUAGGGGCCGUGCUCAAUUCUCGGGUGUGCUGAAUGUAUACCUCGCAUGGGAAUACUCAGGAGAACCUGAUUCUGACUCACCGGCUGGACGAGUAAAAGAAUAAGAAUUCGUAUCAGCAGACAAUUGAUUUGUGUCUUUGUCGCUGUGGCCAUUGAGCAAUGAUGUGCAAGAAGUGAGGAGACAUAGGACAAGUGCGUGAUGCAUGUCAUAAUUUCCAUGGCAUUGCCACGAGUGUCAGUGUGUGUGCGCCUGUCUUUCUCUCUGCAGAUCUCCGCCGCACGCAAGACACAACGCGGCAGCAGUACGACAGGCGCAUCGAGGAGCUCGAAGCCCAAAGAGACGAGUACAAACGUGAGCGUGAUGCUGCCCGGGACGAGCUGCGAGCACAUCAGGCCUACAGCACUGUGGCACAGACGAUUAUCUAUGGUGGCGGUCGGUAUGAGGGCUCAGUCAAGCGGGUGGGCGGCAUCGAGGUUCCCCACGGGGGGGGGCGUUUUGUGGUCGCUGGACGGCACGGAGAAGCGAUACGAGGGCGACUGGCCAAACGGCAUCCGACAUGGCUGGGGCAAAGAGUUCAACCAAAACAGCCUCGUCUAUGCCAACGACUGGCGAAACGACAAGCGAGACGGCAAUGGCAUUCAAUACCAAUGGAUUGGCCAGCAGAUCAUGAAGGUCUACGAGGGCGAGUGGAGAGACAGCAAAUGGCACGGCCAAGGGCAGGCGUUUUAUCACACCGGCCGACUCAUGCACAUGGGCAGCUGGGUGAAUGGCGUGUUACACGGCCGCGGGAUAGAGUUCCCCAAUGACGGCCAGCUGGUCUAUGAGGGCGAGUGGACGAAUGGACAAAAAACCAACAGAGGCGAGGGAAAAGUGGGCGGCAUGCAGCUCAUGGACGGUAUGGGACAGGUGCUGACCUACACCGGCUGCACAGUCGAUGGUAGACCACACGGCUGGGGGAAGCUGCGAAGCAGCGACGAUGUGAUCUACAAUGGUACCUGGGCGUACGGCAUACGGCACGGCUAUGGGACGGCCUACUACACCCAUCCUGGUGCAUACGAGAAGGGUCGCUAUGAAAUGCAUCAUGUGGCGUGGUUCUCCGGUGAGUGGCGUCAUGGCAAGGUCCACAACGGCACCUUCUUCCCUGACGGACACUGGCAUGGAGACCGGGGCACCACUUUUGCUAGCAGCUAUCAAGUCACCCCCAUCCCGUGGCAAGCAGGACGGGAGAUACCCAACAUCGACCUCAGACCCCCAACAGGGUCGCCCAUAUAG